AUGACUGGCAUGUUCGAGUGUUGCAUGGCCGAGCCCAAGGGAUUCGAGCUGGAUCUACCAACUUGGAAGCUCGGCUACUGCAUCUCGAAAGUUCACUGGCAAGAGUUUCCAGACCGUGAGGAAGCAGAGCUCUGCUACCGACAGCUUUGCUGGUCUAGGGUGCUGUUGGAUCCUGCCGGAGUUGUAAUCCUCUGCACUACAGCAGUUCUGGACCUGAGAGGUGUUGGAGUUGCGAAGCUACUUGUUUCUGCCAAGGCAGGUUUUGAUCAGGUGGAGGAGAGCCCCCUCGCCGCCAUGGAGCAUGGGGAUGUUCCCUUCAUUCCGCCUGAGCGGUUCCCAGGCGUUCCAGGAGCUCUGCAGCUGGUAUGGGACAAAAUCGCGUUCAGAAGCUCCAUCAGUUUCUUCGGAUCAUUUGCAUCUUCAGACUCCCUUUGGUACUUUGAUGUCGAUGCGCACCCCGGCGUUCGUAACUACGUGGCGCUGACGAUUGACGACGCGCCCUGUCGGCUGAGUCCCAAGAACUCUAUGCUGCCUCAGGUUCGAUCCCUCUUAAAGCAGCAUGGUGCCCAGGCAACCUUCAUGCUCCUGGGCAAGUUCAUCGCAGGUAAUGAGGACGCUUUGGCUGACCUCCUGAAAGAUGGCCAUGAGCUGGGCAACCAUUGCCUUAUAGACAAGAGCUACAUGAACUGGCCUCUGGAAGAUUUUGAGGAUGCGGUUGAUGAGUGCUCCAGCCGCAUCACCAGCUUGCAGCGGAGCGCUGGCGUUGAAGAGGGCGUCCGGUGGUUUCGCGCUCCGCAUGGCAGGCUGAAUGCUGCCAUGUCUGGCAUCCUCAAGCGAAAAGGCUUGACUAAUGUGAUGAGUGAUACAUACGCGUGCUGCCCAGUUAUCCAGGAUGGUGACUUUAUUGGUAAGUUUCUAGGCAAAACAGCACAGCACGGCUCCAUCAUCGUAAUCCACAUGCCGGAGCGUGGCUUUCGCGAGUGGUGUUGGGUUGGCCUUCAAACUCUGUUAUGUCAGCUGCGUGAGCGUGGGUUAACGGCCGUGAGCCUCGGCAGGCGUGACAGUCGACUUGCUGUCUCUUUCAUCGAUCCUCCGGGCAUCGCUGGCUGGUCGGCAAAAGGUUGGAGCGUCAAUCACAUGGAUGGGGAACCUUGGUCCGACAUGUCGGACCACAUUCAGGGGUUGUUGGUUGUCUUCCGAGCCGCGUUGUUUGUCAGCUUCCUCAGUGUUAUCUCCUCUAAGCUUCCAAAGCCUCUGCGAGAAGCCACGGGAGCCGGGCCGCACUUCUCGGGCCCGGUACAGUUUCCCUUCUGCGAUUCUCCGAGGCAGAGGUGCCAGAGGCCACCAGAGCCAAGCCGUACAAGGUGCCCCUUGCCCUGCCCUGUCUUCGUGAUCAUCUAUUUGCGGUUUGUUUCGAGUCGACAUCGGGAGACCAGGGCUUUCCAGCGACAGCUGCAGGAGAUGUUCAUGGGAGCCCCCGAAGUGAGAGGUCAGCUACUUCGCCUGCUGCAUCUGCUGCUGCUCGACCCUCGUGAUUUGGCCAAGGUCGAGUUCUCAUUCGCCGUGGCUUUGGCAGUGGCUAGCCUGGGGGUGGUGGCCAUGCUUGUGGCCCUGAUCGUGUUCAACCACCUGGAAUGGCUCCUGGUGUUCGUGGACACUUUCUGGAAAGUCGGCUUCUACAUCUUCGGCUUCAUAGGAGUCCUCACAGUCAUCUCGGCCUUUGUCCACGACCACGACGUGGACAUGAUCCAGCGCUUCUGGCAGUUCCAGUACUCGAUCGUGGACAUCAAGAGCUGGCAGCCUCGAGGGUUCAUCCUUCAACCCCUGGGUUUGUACUUCCUCGGGGCCUUUCUCUUCGUGACACAGGUCCUCCUGAAAGAGCAGAUCCUGUGUGGGGAGGAGGUCAUGAAGUCCGAGUCCGAUGCAAGACGAUGCUUCUUCCUGGAGCAGGUUGACUGGCAGGUCGCAGCAAGCCUCGACCAUCUCCAUCGGGGGACUGCUCCGAAUGCCUCGUCCCUGGCCACGCCCUGGGGGCCUCCUCCUCCUCCUGCCUCCUCAGCCGCGAGUGCAAACUCAACGCGGCAGGGAUCAAGUACGAAGUCAGGUUCACUACGACCUGGAUGA
Symbiodinium natans is the source of this 2124-nucleotide messenger RNA. The record is from the annotation of a GenBank genome assembly. NCBI's taxonomy places the organism in Eukaryota, Dinophyceae, Suessiales, Symbiodiniaceae.